GGAGCCCUCUCUGGUUGGUUCAAUCAGAAAGAUAGUUUGCGGGAGGACGUGAGUCACCCCCGGGUCUCUGGGGGCCAGGAAGACCGGAGCGGGGUGCAGCGGGGGGAGCAUCCCGAGCCCCCCGGUGCUCAUGCCGGUGCGACCCUCCACCCAGACGCCAGACGCUCCCGGUCCUACCUCUGUCCCCGAAAGGCCGACCCGGGACCAGGACUGGGGUGCGGGAAGUUUACUUGGGAGGUGACGCCGGGAGGCCCCAGUGGGGAGGAGGGAAACCGAGGCAGGGAGGGAAGCAACCCGAUGGCGUUUGCCCAAAUGAGGGGGUUCCCGCCGAGGGCAGCGGAGGCAGAGUCCUGCUGGAGCGGAGAAGCCGCAGGAGCACGGCUCAGCAUCGCCCCCUGGAGGACAAGGACACCGGGCGUGGGCUUCUCUCCAAGCUCGAGCACCCCUGGUGAGGCCGGGUGGAGGGGGGCAGCCUCGGCCUGGCCCAGGCCCCAGGCCAACAGGGCAGCCUCCGGGGCACCUUGGAACUGCUGAGGCACAUUCCUCCCCUCGGCUCCCCACCCCCUGCCCCCAGUUGUGGAGAGACAAGUAGAGGAGUGGGAGGGGUGGCUCUCACCGCCUCUGCCCCGCCUCCGACAGCCUCGAGGUUUAUAGGGCGACACGUUCAGGCUUCAUGCGCUGUGGCGGCCCUUGAGGCUGGAACUCCCCUUCUCCCUCUUCACAAUGAGGAAACUGAGGCCCCGGGAGGUGGCGGGACUGAGUCACCCCCCUCACCAGGGUUUUUGUCCGCCUCUCACUGCCCACGGACCUGCCGGGCCCCACACGGAGGGGCCGGCAGAUCCCUGGGUGGCGAGUCCCCAGCCGUCUCCCGGGCAUGCCGUGGGGUCUCCUACAGCGUCCGUCCAUUUCCGCUUCCACAACCCACCCUCCGAGGAGCUGGAACCUGAGGGCGCCUCCUGUCCCCUGCUCCGAGGCCCUCCAAGCUGGCCCCAAGAGGAUCACCCACCACCCUUGGUGUCCCACAUGUCGCUGGAGGAUGGCACUCUUCUGUGCCCCGCACCGGCUGCCCUGCAGCACCGCUCCGCGGGACCCCCUGGCAGGGCCGGGAUGGCCCCUCCAGCAGCAGGCUGAUAAGGACAACCUCUGGUUGUUACAUCAACGUGACGUGGGGACUCUGGCUGCGGCCACCCCAAAGGGCUUGGGAUCUGCUGUGACAUCAGCACGCACGCGAACCGGAUCCUGAAGAGCCGGCCGCCGGCUGGUCUCCCCGGGGCCGCCCCCCGCCCCCCACCUCCUCCUCCUGCCACCAGGAUAAAAGCCCCAGGGAGAGAUUCUGGUUGGGUCCGGGUCACGUGUCACCGGGACAGUGGCCCCAGACUGGGUCGUUCGUCCUCUCCUGAGACUGGGGGCACGUCUGUGCCAGAGAAGGUAGCGUGGACUCAGCUGUGAGUCAGGUCCCCUCCCCGGGUUUCCCCAGGGGCCAUUUUUGCCAUGGGACUGAAGGGUGAGGGCUGAAGGGGACGUGGGCCCAGCAGAGGUCUGUGCCUCAGUUUCUCAGUCUGACACAAGGGUUGGGUUUGGGGGCCCUUUCCAGGGGUUCUACUGGCUAUUCAACCAGUUUUGGCCCCUCCCUGCACGAGCCAGCUUCUCAGAAUGAGUGUUGUCAUCUGUGCCCUCCACCCCGUGCCCCUAGUUUCCAACAGGCAGGGAGCCAGGUCCCCUGCGGGACAGGCUUCCAGCCUUUCGGCCACAGCUCCCCCAUCAAGUUUGGCGCCCGCCCCCAGACAUGGCUGUGUGUCCCCGAGGUUCGCUCUCCCAGCAGCCUCACUGUCCUGGCCACACCCAAUCCAAGAGUGGACCGUGUCCCAAGGUCAAGUCGGCUUCUGCUUCUGGUCAAGCAAGAAAGAGUGCCGGCCAGCCCCGAGGCAGCCAUUUCCCACUUUGAGGGCAGGGCAGGGUCUGGCUGGGGCUCCGCGUGGGCCGCUCCCGGAUUUCUGGACAGAACGGUCGAGUCAGCUGCUCCCGUGACCGGCACUGUAAGGAGCUGGGAGCUGGGAUCAGGUUCACAGAUGAGCGGGCAAGGAUUCUCCAGAGCUUCCUGGCCUGACCGCAGGUCUCCGCCCCUGGCUUUGCCCGGCCCUCAGCAAGCUGUCAGCACCGCGGCCCGAGCCGGGCGUCCUUUGACAAACCCAGGUGUCCCUUUCCUGCCACCUCACAAGCGCUGCUCAAAGCAUCUUUGUUCGAGGCGGGACUGGUGAAGCCGCAGCCCCGCCCUGGCCUCCUUAAUCACCCCCUGGCCAGGCCCACACACCCCCAGUCCCUUUAAGCCCCCAGGUCCUGCCCCUGCCCAGUCAGCAGGGAGGGCACCGGCCAUGCAGGUAAGAGCAGGUUCAGGGGCAGACGGCAGGCCAUGGAAAUAGGUCGGGGGGCAGGGGCCAGGCUCCAGGGCUCCUGUGGAGGCCGGGGGGGGGGCCCAAAGCUUGGAGGGGUUGGAGCACAGUCAUGGUCCCCGGGGUGCGGGGACAGGGAGGUGCACAGGACCUGUGCCCCUGGGAUACGUCCAGGGCCAACCAGGGGCUGAGGGAACACAGAGGGCCUCUGGGGCCUGGGGCUAGGACCCUCCUCUCCCUGCAGGCACCGCCCGGAGUCCAGACCCUGAGCGGUGUCACCCUUCCCUGGCCCAGCUCUGAAGACAGAAUGAGGGGGGCCUCCCGCCUCCAGCUUUUGCCGCUGCUGUUGCUGCUAGGAGCUCCUGGGACACCGGACUCUGCAGCCUGCGGGCAGCCCCAGGUGUCCAGUCGGAUCGUGGGGGGCCGGGACGCUCGGGACGGACAGUGGCCGUGGCAGGCGAGCAUCCAGCACCGCGGGGCGCACGUGUGCGGGGGCUCGCUCAUCGCCCCACAGUGGGUGCUGACGGCGGCGCACUGCUUCCCGAGGUCAGCGGGGUGCGGGGGCGCCGCCAGGCCGGCUCCGGGGGAUGCGGGGGCCCGGGGUGCCGCGGGGACCGGGGAGGGGCCGCCGUCCGCAGCGCCGCCCCUGUCCCGCAGGCGGGUGCUGCCGUCGGAGUACCGCGUGCGCCUCGGGGCGCUGCGCCUGGGUUCCGCCUCGCCCCGCGCGCUCUCGGCGCCCGUGCGCAGGGUGCUGCUCCCCCCGGACUACUCGGAGGGUGGCGGCCGCGGCGACCUGGCGCUGCUGCAGCUGAGCCGCCCGGUGUCCCUGAGCGCCCGCAUCCAGCCCGUCUGUCUGCCCGAGCCCGGGGCCCGCCCACCGCUCCGAGCGCCCUGCUGGGUCACCGGCUGGGGCAGCCUCCACCCCGGAGUGCCACUCCCAGAGUGGCGACCUCUGCAGGGAGUAAGGGUGCCGCUGCUGGACACGCGCACCUGUGACCGCCUCUACCACGUGGGCACCAGCGUGCCCAGAGCGGAGCACAUAGUGCUGCCCGGGAACCUGUGUGCCGGCUACGUCGAGGGCCACAAAGAUGCCUGCCAGGGUGACUCUGGGGGACCCCUGACCUGUGUGACGUCUGGGCGCUGGGUCCUGGUGGGUGUGGUGAGCUGGGGCAAGGGCUGCGCCCUGCCCAACCGUCCAGGUGUCUACACCAAUGUGGCCACUUACAGCCCCUGGAUUCGGGCUCGCCUCAGCCUCUAAUGCAGUGAGCUGGAGCCAGAGGCUGGGGUCCCUCUGAGGACCUGCACGUUCCCUCCCACCUUGCCCCUUCCCACUUAAGGCUCAUAAGCCUUAGAAAGCUGCGGGGCCAUCCGUCUCUCCAUCCCCUGCCUCCUCCUUGGAGCUCACCAAACCCUAGCCGCCAGCCCUCCUCCUGGAGCCUCCCCUGCGUCCCCGGGUCUCACACUCCUCCUUCCCCGUCCUGCUCACUUUUACCCUUCUCUGCUCCAGCCAGGGGCCUGGGCACCCAGAGGCGGGCAAGCCAGCUGGUGCCCGGUCUGGCCCGUGUGCCUGCCUUUUUCUGGAGAAAGUCAGGGAAAUUCAAAGUGUGAGAGGGAUUCAGCCCCAGAGAGAUGAUCCUCCAUUGCUGGCUUUGAACAUGGAGGAGCUGCUGGCGAGGAGCCACAGGCGAGCGGCCUCCAGGAGCGGAAGCCAGCCCCCGGCGGCGGACAGCCAGCAGGGGGCACCUCCGUGCCCCGACUGCAAGGAAGGGAAGCUGGCCGACAACCUGAAUGAGCUUGGGACCCCGUUCCCCCCACAGCCUCCAGAGGAGCGCCCACCCCGCAUCAGCGUGCCCACCAGACCAGGCCCUUGAACCCAGCGGAGCCCACCCAGACCUCUGGCCUGCAGAGUUAUGACUUAAUAAAUUUGUGUUGGUUCAGGC
Felis catus (domestic cat) is the source of this 4330-nucleotide messenger RNA. RefSeq names its product serine protease 33 (gene PRSS33). Bases 2503 to 3648 code for a protein of 381 amino acids. The transcript has 7 exons. Lineage: Eukaryota; Metazoa; Chordata; Mammalia; Carnivora; Felidae. The record is from RefSeq and is a predicted model, not a curated record. Gene Ontology annotation, biological process: proteolysis. Gene Ontology annotation, molecular function: serine-type endopeptidase activity.